This is a messenger RNA of Aspergillus puulaauensis, 564 nucleotides long. Its product is annotated as PHO88 family protein. Bases 1 to 564 code for a protein of 187 amino acids. The transcript has 3 exons. The record is from RefSeq and is a predicted model, not a curated record. Gene Ontology annotation, biological process: protein targeting to ER. Gene Ontology annotation, cellular component: endoplasmic reticulum; mitochondrion. NCBI's taxonomy places the organism in Eukaryota, Fungi, Ascomycota, Eurotiomycetes, Eurotiales, Aspergillaceae.
AUGGUGUCCCCUCAAGUUACAAAUUUGGCGAUCAUCGUCGUGAUGAUGCAGGUGUCCAAAAAGGUUCCCUUUGACGAUCCCGAUGUUCUACUUCUUGUCCGUGGUCUUUACAUCUUGUCCAACGUGAUCAUCCUGAGCCUGUAUCUUUACACGCAAGCUCAAAUCACUAAGAAAAAUGACCUUACCACGUUGAAGUACGUCGAGCCCGCUCCUCUCGGAAGCGGCGAGGAGCCCCGCCCUGUCACGACCACCAACAUGGACUACGACAAGGGUCAGUUCCGUCAGCUUAUCAAGAGCCAGUUUAUGGGCGUUGGUAUGAUGGCCGUGAUGCACUUGUACUUCAACUACACCAACCCCCUUUUGAUCCAGUCGAUCAUCCCUCUCAAGGGCGCUUUUGAAUCGAACCUGGUGAAGAUUCAUGUCUUUGGAAAGCCCGCCACUGGCGAUCUCCAGCGGCCCUUCAAGGCUGGAAACAGCUUCCUCAGCCAGGGCCAGCCCAAGACCGACAAGGCUUCUCUCGAGAACGCCGAGAAGAACUGGAGGGGCGGUGUCAAGGAGGAGUAA